Messenger RNA from Bubalus bubalis (water buffalo), 2149 nucleotides. It is a transcript of the gene NOSTRIN, whose product is annotated as nitric oxide synthase trafficking. The record is from RefSeq and is a predicted model, not a curated record. Lineage: Eukaryota; Metazoa; Chordata; Mammalia; Artiodactyla; Bovidae. Gene Ontology annotation, cellular component: plasma membrane; cytoplasm. Gene Ontology annotation, biological process: signal transduction. The transcript is spliced from 18 exons. Gene Ontology annotation, molecular function: protein binding. The coding region runs from base 672 to 2066 and encodes 464 amino acids.
UGAAUCACCAGGAACACUUUAUAAUCUCUGGGCUGUCUUUCAAGGCCAUGCAGUUCACGACUCAGUAUUCUGACCCCUAACUAUUUACAGAAAUCAUUCUCACCAUCUCACUCCAGCGCUCUUGACCCGGAGCCAUUCUUUGCUUUUUCAGAAAGCAAAUGGGAUUAAAGUCCAGGGCUGGGACUUCCUUCUUGGAGUGUUUGACAAGGACUGACGUACUCUAGGCCCUUUGAAUCCCGGAAGUCCAGGACACACCCAGCUUUGGGUGCAGCAUCCUGAAUGCCGGAGUGUAGGUACAAGGACUGAAGCAAACAGCAUUUCACCAUGAGGGACCCACUGACAGACAGUUCGAUCCCAAUCCUCAUUUCAGCUUUUUUGGACAAGAAAGCUAGUCUGUGGUCCAGAGUUGCUGUGGCAGCUGUCCCUCCAGCUCACCGUUCCCAGCCUGCUCCUCCCUUAUCCAGUAUAAUAAAGUAUACAAGAACCUGAAGGAGUUUUCUCAAAAUGGAGAAGAUUUCUGCAAGCAGAUCACAUCCAUUCUUCAGCAAAGGGCAAAUCUGGAGAUUAAUUAUGCCAAAGGACUUCAGAAACUGGCAACCAAGCUAAGCAAAACAUUACAGAGCGCAAAGAAAAACUGUCUUGUCAGUGCCUGGGCCUGGGUCUCGGAGGGCAUGAAGUCUGCAGGGGACCUGCAUCAAAAACUUGGCAAAGCAAUUGAGUUGGAAGCAAUAAAACCAGCUCAUCAAGUCCUGAGUGCACAUGAAAAAAAGAGAAAAUCACUUGAAAACGAAGUUGAGAAGACAGCAAAUCUUGUCAUUAGCAACUGGAAUCAACAAAUUAAGGCCAAGAAGAAAUUGAUGGUUAGCACCAAGAAGCAUGAAGCACUUUUCCAUCUUGUAGAAAGCUCCAAGCAGAUUACAACAGAGAAGGAGAAGCAGAAGAUACAUGGCUCAUUACACUUGAUGUGCAAAACCAACCAUGUCCUGAGUAUACCAUACAUCAGAGCUGCGGGACAGUUGAAUGGCCAGCAUGUGAACUGGAAUAAUAAACUCCUCAAUAAACUGAAAAAAUCAACUGAGAAGUUAUCGAAAGAAGAUGAAAAUUACUACCAAAAAAACGUGGCAAGCUGUUCUACCAGACUGAAAUGGGAGAACACACUGGAAAAUUGCUUCCAGAGCAUCCUGGAGCUGGAGAAGGAAAGAAUUCAACUCUUAUGUAAUAACUUAAACCAGUACUCCCAACAUAUUUCUGUUUUUGGCCAAACCUUGACCACAUGCCACACGCAGAUUCACUGUGCCAUCAGCAAGAUAGACAUCGAAAAAGAUAUCCAGGCUCUCAUGGAAGAAACCACAGUCUCAUCGACAGAAAAUAAAUCCGAGUUCCUAUUAACUGACUACUUUGAAGAAGAUCCUAAAAAUGCAAUGAGUAAAGAGCGACAGACAUCUUCAAUAAAAUCAAAACUGUUGAGACUGCAGAAAGAUAUUGAAAAAGCCUCGCGAGACCAAGAAGGCUUGGAACGAAUGCUGAGAGCCUACUCCAGCCACUCCUCCUUCUCAGACUCAGAGAGCGAAAAAAGCACAGCAGCCUUAAUGGAUGAGAAUAGCUUGAAACUAGACCUUCUGCAAGCAAACUCCUAUAAACUGUCAUCUGUGUUAGCAGACCUUGAGCAAAGACCUCAACCCAACCAUCCCUGUAGUAACUCCAUCUUCAAGUGGAAAGAAAAGCAGCAGACACAUAGUUCUGUAAAAAUAUCUCGGCCUGUUCUGACGAAGAGAUUAGAGAAUGUUGUGAACAGGGCAUCUUCUGAUGGGCAGAGAAUUCCAAGUCCUUCGUCUACAGCCUCCGGUGUGACCCAGCUCGGCAAUGGUCUUUGCAAGGCCUUAUAUCCUUUUCAGGCCAGGCAAGAUGAUGAACUGGACUUGGAAAAAGGCGACAUCGUGACGAUACACAAGAAGAAAGAUGAAGGAUGGUGGUUUGGCUCUUUAAAGGGAAAAAAGGGUCAUUUUCCUGCUGCUUAUGUGGAGGAGCUUCCUUCAAAUGCCGGGGACACAGCUUCACAAGCAUGAGCGAAAUUCUGAAGGCAUCAUCUUACACACUAUUAAUUAUACAAUGUGAUGCAAAUAAAGGGAAAUGCUGUCGCUUUCACAAA